Messenger RNA from Xenia sp. Carnegie-2017, 5294 nucleotides. RefSeq lists its product as uncharacterized. Gene Ontology annotation, cellular component: signaling receptor complex. Gene Ontology annotation, biological process: cell surface receptor protein tyrosine kinase signaling pathway; positive regulation of kinase activity; multicellular organism development. The record is from RefSeq and is a predicted model, not a curated record. Lineage: Eukaryota; Metazoa; Cnidaria; Anthozoa; Malacalcyonacea; Xeniidae. Bases 88 to 2490 code for a protein of 800 amino acids. Gene Ontology annotation, molecular function: ATP binding; transmembrane receptor protein tyrosine kinase activity. The transcript has 7 exons.
ACGUAUAUGUUAUGGAAUCAAGUGGAAGGAUUGCUGUGGCCUGGUUAGUUAUGAACUGCAUAGGGAACACUAUUUUUUGCUUUGGUCAUGAUGUUUAUAAACUUUUCUAGGUGUGCUCCUGAAUGCCUUAAGAAUCGCGAGUUUUCUCAUGCCAGUGACGUUUGGGCUCUCGGUAUAACAGUUAUUGAAAUGUUUUCAUAUGGUAGACAGCCUUGGGAAGGACUUAGCGGUUCUCAGAUCCUUGAAAUCAUUGACGAACCAGCCAAUGGGCGACCAGGAAAACCAGAUCAUUGUCCUGAUAGAUUAUAUUCUCUUCUUAUUGAACACUGUUGGGAUCCAAAUCCAAAGGAUCGUGGAAAAUUUAUUUCAAUUCAAGAGAGAUUAUAUGAGAUCACUCCUGAAGAUGUUACGUGUUGUUUUGAAUUGCAAGACAAGAAGAAUACUGAACUGUUGCUUGCGAAGUCUGGGGAUUUGAUCACAGUUGUUUCGUGGAAAUCAAGAUUAGGAACAGAGUUUGCUAAAGGUCAAAAUAAAAGGACGUCACAAGUUGGUUAUUUUCCUAUUUCACUAGUGACACGUACACUGAAGAGGAAAGGUUCGAUGUCCAAGACCAGGUAUACCAUUUACUGUUUUUGUUGUAGUUUGGAGAUUUCACAAUCUAUUGAAUUUUUUUUUGUUUAUAGAGUUGCAAAAGUUAAAGAUAUCAGUCCUCCAUUGGAUAAUUCGUUUUCCCAUUGCGCUCAUCGUGGUAAUGGCGAUACCCCAGAUUGGGGAUCUGUUAUGUCUGAUGAAAGACAAUUGAUUCAAAAACAGUUACCACUGAACUUACCAACCAAGCUCAUUCCAUUAAAUAGUUCUUCCAACAAUCAAACUGGUGAAAACACCGAGCCUUUUGACGUAAUGAACCCGGAUAUUUCAGAUAGCAGUUCAUCGUCACUCGUCCCCAGGAGUUGCGCUGACUCUGGCUACUAUAGCAACCGUGAUACGUUGAUGUCGCAAGACUAUGAGCUCAUGAGCGGAAGUAAACCCAUAUCUAUUCCGGGUAGCAGUGCUCAAGGACGACAAAUAUCUCCAGGAAUUAAUUACAAAGGAAAUUUAUUGUCAUCACAGCAAUGUUUCCCAUUUCCUCUUGGUAUGAAUACGCAGUUAGAUCAACAAAGUCAUAGAGACUCAAUGAAUUCAGAAAUUUCUUUUGGACCUGAUUCACGUCCUGUUCUUCCAUUGAAACGAACUAGUUACUAUAGUAAUCUAACAUCGAAAGAAAAUUAUAGAAAAUCUGCACAUCCUUAUGAAAACAUCAGUGAAAUAGCGAAGACUUACGAAAAUAUUGAUAGGUCAUCCUUGCUGCUUUCAAAUGAAUCACAAGGAGUAACAGAAGAAGUUUACGUUGUUCCACAAGUAUCAGAUGUUACAUCUAAUGUUUCUUAUGAUGAUAACCUUGAACCAUCGAAUCUCUACAUGUCUUCUUCCACUGAGAAUAUUUAUGUUAAUAACGUACGAAGCAAUGAACGGUCCAGUGUUCCUGUUGUGAACGUCGAUUACUCCAUUUAUGAUACACCAACAAUUACUUCUCAAUAUCUUCAUGUACCAACAAAUGGUCGUUGUCAUAGUUUUCCAGAGUUUGAUUUGCGACAUAAACUCACAAACAGAAACAACAACAGAAUUAGUCUCUCAAUGGAAAAAGAAAGGACUUUGCAUGUAUUAUACGACAAAGUCAAAGUAAAAUCAGCCCCCACACUUGAUAGAAAACGCGUUUCUUAUUCGAAGAACUAUCAAAGUGAUGAAGAUGACUCUCACGAUGAGAUUUACGAGAACAUUGAGAUUUAUGAUGUACCACAAAACAUAAAGGCCGACGUUCCUCCACCUCUUCCUUUCAAACGACAUGAUUCCGUGAAACGUUUCUCAUUUCAUAGCAAUAGAAGCUCGUAUGACUUCGAUAUUUCUCGUAAACAAUCGUCGUCGGAAGAACUGCUCGAAGACUAUUAUUCUCGCCCAGUCUCCCAGAACUUGACCGCGGACUUCGACUCUCAUUUAUACGCAGAAAUAUCAGAUAAAUUGAUCAAGCAUCUACGUUUACAAAAUGAAGACACUAUUUCAUUAAAUAGUGAUUCAUUUACUGGCAUCAGCAAAGAUUAUGCUGCUCUUGAUAAAAUAUAUGACAAAUUACACGAGAGUGUUGUUGAUAAUGAAGAGAAUGACGCUAACGUUUUAUGGAAAAGAUCUUAUUCUCAAGAACAAACAAUUAACAAUAGAAGAAGUAAACACAACUCUGUUGGUAGUCUCGAUUAUCAAUCGAGUAGUCGCUCGGUAAAUCGUCGUCCGUCUUUACCGAGUAAGCGGUCAUCGUUGGCCAGUCAGCGGUCAUCGUUAGCCAGUAAGCGGUCAUCGUUAGCCAGUCAGCGGUCAUCGUCAAUAAAUUCACUAAAAGUUGUUGGCGAUGAUGGAAUGUUGCCAGUAAAUACUUCCACAGCUUUGGUAACAACAGUUUAAAAUAAACAUGGUGGAAAAUACAUCAGAGAACAACAAUUACCACUAAAGACAAUUGUUGUAAUUUUGUAAAUAUCUGAUAUAAAUAAAAUUCUUAAUCUUUUUAGAUAUUCAUUUUAACGUAUAAAAUGCGAUAAACAAUAUCUGUUUAACAAAUAUGUUUCAAUCGCUAUGAUUUGUAUCAUUGUUUACUUCGUAGGAAUUAAUUAACAAUUCUCGUGAAAUUUCUUCAAAUGUUUUCCCCUUUGUUUCUGGAACGUAGAUGAAAAUGAGCGUCCAUAGUACAAGGAUAAAGACCAUAAACACGAUAAAGACGUAAGGAAAUAACACAUCCUAAAAUAAGAAAAAUCCUCCGACAAUCCUGUGGUGAAAUAACGAAGAUACUAUGGUAAAAUACCAUGAUGUCUACCUGAAUGGAAGGAAAUGUUAUAGCCACGAUAAAACCCGAAAGCCAGUUAACUGAACCUGAAAUACUAGUUGCUGCUGGUCUUGGACCUUGAGAAAAGAACUCUGCAACCAUGAACCAUGGUAUGGAACCUGGUAUGAAACAUAAGUAGUAAAUUGUACUUGAGGAUAUUGCCCGUAGGCUAUUGAAUAACAUUAAUUUACCUGGUCCAAUCUGAAAGAAAGCCAUUGUGAUGAAUGUACAUGCAACGGCCAAAUACUUAAAGUUUUCAUACUUAUCCUAAAUGAAUCGUAGAGAAAGUCGGAAACUGAUCUUUUACAUUCUUAACUACAGACUAGUAGUUUAUGGAAAUUACCUGUAGAGCAUAACUGAUCGUAAUUAUACCAUAGAAAACAAACAUUCCUGCUAGACCAAUCAACAUCAAACUACGUCGACCAACUCGAUCCAUCAAAAACACCUUGUGAAAAAAAAGUAUUGCGAAAGUCAAUGCCAGAGAUUUACUGCAUUUUGAUAAGAAGCAUAGCCAUAUACAGAGACAACUUACUGAUACAGCGACCAUAACAACAGAGACGGUUCCUACACCACAAGUUGCCACAUCAGGAUUCGACAUUCCCGCUUUUGUGAACGUAGAAGUUGAGUAGAACAUCAACUGUAUAAAUCAGUGAGCGUAUUGUUGAUAUUGUGAUCUGAACAUGUGAAUUAUACAAAAAUACUUACGGCAUUUAUACCACUAAACUGUUGAGAAAGUUGAAGUAAAACACCCAACAACAGAGGGCGUCUUAACGAUUUUGUUUGUAGCAGUUGCAAUAUUGACAACUUUCCUUGCUGUAAUAUAGUCUCUUUCUCAUGCUGUUAAAGAAAAAAUCAUCCUCUUAAAUACGAUUGAUAAGUAUUUUAUUUGAUAUAUCAAUUAACAAACCCUCAUUUCAGAAAUGAUUGUUUCAACAUUGUAUGAACCCUGAAGUUUUAUAACUUCUACAAAACAGAACAUAAUCAUACUAUAUGAAUUCAUGAAUAUUUCUUGCAGAAGAAAGUUUUCAUCAAACGACGAAACGACAAACCUGUCCUGGCGAGGGAUUCUUUAUUUAAUGUAAUUAAAAGAUAUCGUGGACUUAAAGGACAAAAGGGAAGAACAAUUAUCUGAAUCAGAGCUGGAACAAUACUGAAUGACAAUAGAUAAUGCCAACUUUUUGAUGUACCAAGAAUCUGAAUAAACAUCGUGAACAUUGAUAAAAUUAAAUUUUCCACUUCAGAAGAUUAAAAAUGGUAAAAAUACCUGAUGAAGUCCAAGAAUGUUGGCAAUAAGCAUUCCAAAAACAAUACCAAACUGAUUUAAUGUACCAACAGCACCACGUAAAUUUGUGGGAGAUAUUUCAGACAAAUACAUUGGCACUACAACGGUAACUAUACCUGAACGUAAAAUUUAUGAAUAAGAGCAUUUAUUCUUCAAGUAUUUUUGCUAUAACACUUAGUUAACGAUUUAUUUACCAUUGCUUACGCCAAUAAUAAAACGGCCAAAAAUAAGAAGAAUAGUCGAAAGUGCAAAACGAGAGGAAAAUACAAGAACACAACCAACAAUGAUAACUGCGUUAUCCCAAAGAAGAGUCGCUUUCCUAAUCAAGAAGAUGAGAAAGAAUGAAAGAGAGAGAUGUUAAAUUUUACUUUGAUUGAUGUGAUUUUACCUUCCUAACAUGUCAGCUGCAAUUGGACCAAUUAUUGCUCCAAUCAAACCACCAAAUGAUGUAAUGGAAACAGCAGUCGACCAAAUUAUGUCACUUAUUGCGACAUUGUGACUUUUAAAAUAAUGACGAAUUUCCUUCAAGAGAAAUCAGAUAUUUAAAUCAAAAUUGGAAUGAAUUUUAACCAAUUAUGCCACACGCGUUUAUUACGCGAAUCUGUUUUAAGUUUAAUGAUGACAUAACUGAUUGAUAUAAAAGCGUGCCAAAGCGCUAACCUUCCAGGAGGAAAGCUAAUAUUUUGAGUAAAAUUUAGUUAAAUAAGGUUGCUUUUGACAAUGCUGUUGAGAAGAAAAUAUUUAUUUUCUUUUGCUAAAAUAAUCUUUUCUCAACGCGUUAUGGUUGUUUCUUUAUAUCAAUCUAAAGGCAUUAAUGAUAUUGUAAACACAGUGAUUCAACAUCGAAAGUCAGGGUUUAAGAAAUGUCAAGAGUUACAACUAUAAACACUUUGUACUUUUCUCAAUUCUAUAAAAGCAAAAGCCAUAUAUUUUUGUUACGGGUGCUGUAACUGUACAAAAUAGUUGCGUCAUAUCACAUGAUUCAUAUCUAGUCUACGUGUAUUUAUAUGAGCUACCAGAAUAUUCACUUAUCUAAGAAAGUAUCUCCAUAUAGCACAAUUAUAAACAUGGCAAACGAAGUAAUGUCAAUAAAGAUUUUUUUCAAAA